GGACGUUUGAGCACAGAACGGCACAAGUAAACGCAAGACAAGCAUCUUGUUGGAGCUCCCCAAGAUCCGUAUAGUUUUUGUUUUGCUAGCUGACGUGCUAUUGUCAAAUCAGAGUUGAUUUCCGGUUGAUAAUUUGUUUUCUUCCAGCAAUGAACUGCCUCAAGUUUAAUCUUGUCGCCGUUGCGAUUCUCAUUAUCAACGUGGUCACCGCAAUGAAGUUUCAGAGUGACGACGCGGCGGGAGUAGAACGGGAGCGUGAUUUGGAUAGACUCGGAGCUGGCCAGCACAUUUUUCGCGGUUUGGAUUCAAUAGGAGAAGGCAGUCUACUUCGAGCAAUUUACCGAGAAAAACCAAGAGACUUUUUGCGGAUAAACCGAGGAUUGGAUUCACUAAGUGGUGCCUCUUUUGGUAUAGAGAAACGCCUAGACUCGUUGACUGGGCUGGGAUUCGGCAACCAAAAGCGCAAUCUCGAUGAAAUUGAUAGAUCCAAUUUCGGUACGUUCGCCAAGCGAAACCUGGACGAAAUCGAUCGCAGUGAUUUCGGACGUUUCGUCAAAAAAAGGGAAACCAUUGAUGGAGAGAGUUCUCAACAGCGUUGAGCCUUUCACGAAGAAGAAAAUGACCUCUUUUUGUUCCGAAUACCAGUUGGAAAGGAGCUUGCUUUAACAUAGAUCUCCACCAUGUCAAACGAAAGUAUUAUCGUACAAUAUCGCCGUCUCUGAUUUCACAAUGCCGAUAGGGCUUUAUAGGCCUAUUGCACGCGUCAUUGUAGGUGCACAUUAUGGCUUUGUUAUUAUUCAGUGUAUCUGCAGUGACUCCUUUCAAUAAAUCAACAUAUUUCAAUCAAA
Molecule: messenger RNA, 848 nt
Organism: Daphnia magna
Lineage: Eukaryota; Metazoa; Arthropoda; Branchiopoda; Diplostraca; Daphniidae
Product: orcokinin peptides type B
Exons: 4
Coding region: 150-599 (149 amino acids)
Source: RefSeq, a predicted model, not a curated record